Messenger RNA from Puccinia graminis f. sp. tritici CRL 75-36-700-3, 3622 nucleotides. RefSeq lists its product as uncharacterized. Gene Ontology annotation, molecular function: RNA binding. The record is from RefSeq and is a predicted model, not a curated record. The transcript has 5 exons. Bases 58 to 3258 code for a protein of 1066 amino acids. NCBI's taxonomy places the organism in Eukaryota, Fungi, Basidiomycota, Pucciniomycetes, Pucciniales, Pucciniaceae.
CAGUCACACACUCCAACGAGACUGUCAAGAACCACUUCAUACUGCAAGCACUUCAUCAUGGACUCAAACCGAACGGAAAAUACCAGAAACAAGAAGAAGAGUAAACCCAAUCUGGAUACUAAAGAACCAGCAGCCGACCACCCUACUAAGGAAGGUGCGGAUGUCGAACCAGACUCAGGUGACCCAAGGACGACUACAACUCUGUUCAUCUCUAGCCUCAGCGAUUCGGUCGAUUCAGCCAAACUUCUCGAGCGUGCCUCUUCCAUCGGUCCCGUGAGAGAUGCGUUCGUGGUCUCGGAUCCAGUCAAAGCCAAGUCGAGGGGUUUUGGUUACGUUCGAUUCGUCUUGAGAGAGGAUGCCGAGACAGCACUUAAAGAUGGAUUGGGCGAAUUCGAAGGUCAGGCAAAACCACCUCUUGUCACCUGGGCAAAACCCAAGUUGAACCCAGAGGAGAGAGCUCAGAAAAAACUCGAGAAGACUAAGCCUCAGCAGGCUCAGAAGCGUGGUAGAUCGAAACCGGAUGGUCUAGAAGAAUCCGCCGAUUCUGAAGCCAAGAAGAGGAAGAACAACCCUUUCAGUCAAGUCAAGAAGGACCCCUUUUCAAAUCGAAUCGUCGUCGUUCAAGGCCUUCCAAUCCCCACGGAGAAAGAUGGAAACGAUUCUUCGAAAGCUCCAAAGACAAACCCAGAAGACAGUGAGGAAGAAGCCGAGGAAGCUCGAUCUGAGACUGGCGACGACCCUCAAGCUCAUCCUGGAAAGUCGAUUACGAGUAAAGCUCUGUACAAGAAAGCCAAGAAGUUAGGAAGACUCGAAUCAGUCAAAUAUCCUGUUCUUUUCCCCCCAAGCCCUUCAUCCGCCUCUGCUCACUUGUUCUUCAACGAUGCGACCUCAGCAGCGAUCGCACAGAAAAAACUUCAUGGACAUAUCUUCAAAGGUCACUUUUUAACCACCGCCCUAAAAUCCCGUCUAGAUGCCACUACUCGACUAGGACAUGCCUUUGGUGGGCGACUGAUCAUCCGAAAUUUACAAUUCGACAUCACCGAGCAAGAUCUCCGGUUCCUGUUUGCACCAUUUGGACCUCUUCACUCAAUCGACAUCCCUACUACAGUAGUAGAGGGAAAACCAAAGCCAAGAGGCAGGGGUUUCGCAUUCGUGUGGAUGUUGAAUGAAGCGGAUGCAGGUAGAGCAAUCGAAGGCUUAAAUGGUAAAAAGGUCUAUACAGGAAUCGCCCUUGAUGCCAUCCAGAAGGAGACAGAUAACGAGAAAAAGAGCGCGAAAAGAAAGCGGGAGAAAGGAAAUGACUCGGUCGAACGUGGUCGAGUGAUAGCCGUUGAUUGGGUGCUCAGCAAACAAAAAUAUGAAGAGGCCGAGGGCGCAGGCGAUGAGAAAACCAGCGAUGAUCAAGAGUCUAACGACGAUGAUGAUGAGGAGGACGAGGAUGAGGAGGAUGAGGAGGAUGAUGACGAGGAUGAUGACGAGAGUGGAUCGGAGAACGAAGAUGGGGAUGACGAGAGUGCUUUAGAUGGUUCUUACGACUCUGAUGCCCAAAUAGGAUCAAGUGAGGAAGAAGAAGAUGCAACCGACGGAAAAUUCAAGGCCAAAAAAGAGCAAGGUACUACUCUGUUUGUUCGCAACUUAUCUUUCGAAGCUACCGAGCAAGAGUUGCAUACUCUUUUCCGUCCGUUUGGACCUCUUAGGUAUGCGCGUAUUGUCAUGGAUCCCAAGCUUGGACGAUCCCGGGGAACUGGUUUUGUGUGUCUCUGGAACAAAGAAGACGCCGAAAAAGUGUUAGAUUUGACCAGGAAGUUGGAAAGUGAAGGUUUUGGUCAUGGCCCUCCAGCUGCAAAUGGAUUGCCCUCCCUGCUCCAACCUGAUCCUUCGUCAAGCCUAGCUUCUCGACUUAGCUUGCACGGCCGAGUCCUCGGUAUCUCUGAAGCAGUUUCGAGGGACCAGGCUGAAAAACUCAGGAUCGACCGAGACAAGAGUGGGGCGUGUAAGGAUAAGCGGCGUCUUUAUCUCAUGCGUGAAGGAGUGAUUUUUCCUAACUCCGAUGAAGCCAAAAAUCUCCAUCCGGCCGAUCUGGCUGCUCGGCAACAAUCAUUUGACCAAAGGAAAGCUCUUCUGAGGUCCAAUUUGUCGCUCUACAUAUCCUUUACCCGAUUAUCAAUCCGUCAACUACCACUCUACGUGUCUGAACGUUGCCUCAAACGCUUAGCCCGACAUGCCUUAGAUCAGUGGCGCAAGGAAGUCAAAGCCGGAAAGCGGGCAGAGUUGACUCAAGAAGAACUUGAGAGAGAGAUCACACUCGAGCAGAAGAUACCCGAGAAGAAGUCAGAAUCCAAGAAGAAAAAGGAAAUCAAGAGUAAAGUCAAACAAGUCAAGAUCUUACGGACAACAGAAAAAACCGAUGGGACGACCGGGUUGGGUAAAAGUAAAGGUUACGGUUUCCUGGAAAUGGAAAGUCACGCGGAUGCUUUAAGGGUCCUUAGAUGGGCUAAUGCCAAUCCGGUGGUGGAUAGGCUGCUGAGAGAAUGGACGUGUGAAGAAAUCGAGAGAUCGAUCCAACAAAACGAAACAGCCGGAGUCGAGGAAGAUGAUGAGAGUCCAAAGAAGAAGAGAGCGAAAAACAAUAAUCAAGAUACGGAUGACAGUUCCAAGAAGCAAAAGGGUAAGAAGAAUGACCAAAAUGCAGACGAAAGUUCCAAAGACAAGAAACCUAAACCGAGCGAACCAAAGAUGGACGAAAAAAGAAUCGAAAAACUUCAGAUCAAACUGAACGAACUGCGGUCUGAAUUGGAAACUUUGGACAAUCGUAACAAGAAAGCUGCUGCUAAAGUCUCCUCCAAUCACUCAGAUGGGAAGAAUCAAGCUGAAACUGCACAUAUCAAACCUCAUCGGAUGUUGAUCAUCGAGUUUGCGAUCGAAAAUGCCCAAACCGUUAAAAAACGGUUGGAAAGAAAGGAGAAAAUGCGUGAAAGGGACAUGAAAAAGGAUGGAACCAAGAACGAGGAAGAUAAAAAAGCGACCGGGCACGACAACAAUGAUGAUGAUAACAAGAACCGAUCGAAACAGUCAGGCAAAGGCCACUCUAAAACAGCCGAGCAAAAGAACAAUAGCCGACAACGAAAGCUCCGAGUAUCUUCAUCCGCACCUGAAAAAGAUCCCAUCGAGUCGGCUGAGAAGAAUAGUCAAAGCAAACUUGGUCGAAUUAUCAGUCAAAAAAGAAAGUCGAAGAAGAUCAAACGAGGCUCGAAAUAAAUAUAAAAAAAAACUAUGCCCAUCCUUUCAUCAUCGUAAUCUCACUUGGUUUUUCUUCUCUUCUCCAUUCUUCAUUCUUUCCGAAUAGCAUCCACUUCUUUGUAGGACUUUGUCAAUACAUAUUCAAGCUGAUGAAGAUCCUAUCCAUUGUACCACAUUGGUAAUGUGAAACUCAGAUCACGUGUUUUUUGUCAAGCAUUAUUUUUUAUUAUUAUAUGAAUGGUCACAAUGAUGCAAAAAACUACAGAAAGUUGGCUAAAGCAUGUACAGUGACGUCGACUUCGAACCAGUUUCUGGUCAGCAGUUGCUUUGCUAGUCUGUUGAGCUUUUUCGUAUCAGGAUUACCAAUCUAAACUUGUUGCGC